AUGCACAGAUGGACCACAGUGACGUAUCUCUCGAUCGGGACAGAGAUAGCAGACGACUGGUUGAUAUGGCAGCGUCAUGCUCCAGUCGUAGCGUUGAGGUACGAUUGCUUGAUGGAGACGAUCAUGGCAUUGACCGCCUUUGAGCUGGCAUACUCGUUUCCGGAUGAUGCUGUCCGGUGGAUGAAUGUCGCGCUCGGCUACCAGGGCUCGGCAUUCCACAGCUUCCGUGACCAGCUCCAGAAAUCAAGUGGUGACGACUACGAUGCCAUGAUCUAUUCGUCUGUGUUGCUGAUGGUUUUGGCUAUGGCGUCCGCCACCAGCUCUGUCCUGGCGCAUGCCCAAUUGGAAAGUACAAUCGACCACUGCAUGGCGCAUCACGAACUUGUCGUCGGAACAGCUUUAGUAAUGACCAAGGAUGGCCCCAACAGAUACAAGCCGCAUGCACUCUGGAGCAAGGUACCGGACUUCCUAUCGUUAGACAAGCACGGCCUGGAAGCAGCAGUCGAAGAUGUACUGAAGAAGGUGGAGGCACUCAAUGAAGCUCGAGGGCCGGAUCGGAGUGAUGCAGGGUUGUUCAAUCAGAUCCCUUCAUCGCAGUACAUGGGCUGCAAGACGGCGUUAGUGUGGACAAAGUUCAUGUUUCAAGCGUGCACGUCCAAGUUACUUCGUAGCUACACGCUCGGGUGGCUGACAUGCUGCGGGAAAGAUUACAUCCAAGCGGUGAAAGACGGCGACCGGGUGUCACUGCUGCUGAUGCUGUUCUGGGGAGUUCUGUUGCAUCCUCUGGGUGACGAUUGUUGGUACGGCAAAGGUUUCGGGAAGUCGCUGGUCGAUGAAGUCUCGGACGCGGUCCAGAAUGACGUGGGUCAGGAUGGGUUAGAACUAGACGUGAUCGUGUGGGCGAAGAAUGAGCUCAACUGUUAA
Fulvia fulva is the source of this 924-nucleotide messenger RNA. RefSeq lists its product as uncharacterized. NCBI's taxonomy places the organism in Eukaryota, Fungi, Ascomycota, Dothideomycetes, Mycosphaerellales, Mycosphaerellaceae. The transcript has a single exon. Gene Ontology annotation, biological process: regulation of transcription by RNA polymerase II. The record is from RefSeq and is a predicted model, not a curated record. The coding region runs from base 1 to 924 and encodes 307 amino acids. Gene Ontology annotation, molecular function: DNA-binding transcription activator activity, RNA polymerase II-specific.